CGUCCCGAUCCCCCUCCCACGCGGCGGCCGGGCCCCAGGGACCCGGCUGUGCUUGGGGGUCCCACUGCGUCGUCCAGUCGGAGAUUCUCGCAGGGACCUGGCCUUGAGGGGUGGCACGGCCUCUGGGGUCUCGCCGCCGAGACCCGCUUCCGAUUUCAUUGGUGGGGAAGGUGCAGAGCCGACCUGGGAGCUGCCUGUCAACCAGCGCGCCCCCUUCCCCCGCACGGGUCCCUCCCAGGAAGGCUGCAGUUGGGGCCCACCCUCUGUGUCCCCGGGUAGUUGCUUUCUCUGGCCUGGCCCGAGGUGGGGUGCGCCAGCCCCUAGGUUAGGAGGAAAGGCCUCAGAGAUAACCCUCACAAGCCCAGACGAAUCCAGUCAUUGACAGCUGCAGCUGAGGAAUCCCUGCAGGGAGGGGGCGCCCAGACGCUGUCUGUCCCCCUUCAGCCUUUCUACUCCAAGUAACAGCGGAACUCUGGCUGAUACAGCGAAAGGCCCGGUCCAGAGACAGUUUGAAGAGGAAGCUGGGUUCAAAUUCUUAAGUCCGUCUGUCACCUCCCACCCUUGAAUGCAUGUCUCAAGCUUAGGCAUUGGGACUACCCAAGCUUCACCUUCCUUAGUGUCCUUCUGCCCCAGACAGGGUGAGUGCCCUUCCCAGCCUGGUAGGAUUUUUCCCCGUGCCCUUGGCCAGAGAGAGUCAUUUGCUAGGAAUGCAGCCCCGGAACGGUUCUGUGUGUUUGUGUGGCUGGACUUCAGGGCCCGAGGUAGUGAGUUCUGCACGCUGUAUGGGCACCAGGGAGCAGAGAAUUUGACGUCUGGAUUCCCCCCAGAACAUGUUCUGUGUGCCAGGGAAAACCUAGCCCAGUCUAGCCAGCCCCAAAAUGCUCACCCAGGAGAACCAAGCCGUCUUCCAGCCGUGGCGUGUGUAUAGUUGACUGUGAAGUCUACUCCUCGGUCUUUGCACUGUCUCUGGUCUACGACAGGAGGAGGGCAGCUCUACCAGGCUGGCUUAAACCCAGACAGGCGAGUGCCCCUCCCCCAACCGGCCUCCACAUUCACCCACCCAUGGGACAGUACACCAAAAGAUAGCAUCUCGGGCUCUUUGUACAUGCCAGCGCUUCAUACGUGCCCUGUCUGCUGCCUGUGCCAGUCCUGUGAAGGGCAUCUCUCACCACUUUACACAUGGAGAUAAGACCAAGACUGGGCGAUUCAUUCUCCUAGGUGGCAGGGCUAAGGCCUGAGCCAAUCUCAUAGCUCUGCCCCGUGAAUUCCAGAUGAGCAGAGGUCCCGGGACCCUAAAAUCAGACACUUCGUGUAUGAGGGUAUGUGCUUCUCUCUGGGCCUGGAACCCUGGGCUUGUUUGAGAUUCCUUGAGAUUCCUGACCUCACAUCAGGGUUUCCAGCUGCUAAAUUCAGCUGCCUUUUCCUCUUGGGGAUCUAGCACACACCCUUCCUCUUUCUUCAGGCUGCCUCUCCAACUUCCCUUCCUGAUAGCACAGAAAUAAUGGUCUCCUACCUCUGCCCCACCCCCAGACUGAGCUGAUGUCCCCUGGAACUCUGUCCUACAUGGUCUUACCUGCAGAGGACGGCCCUCCCGUCUUUCCCCGUUGGCCUGCAGGGUUGGCUUUAUGCCCAGCUCUGUGCCAGGCUGCCCGGGGAGGGCGUUUGUACCUGCUCCUCCUGCUUCUGCACCUUCCACGCAUCUCCGAGCAUCAGCAGUGUGGGGUGACUUACAUGGAUCAGCAUCUUCCUGACCCUUUGUUCCACAUCCCUGCCCACUUCCUGGUGGGUACCCCACAUUGUCGUCAGUCAAGGAAGGAAGAGACCAGGACCCCACUGUCUUCAGUACGUGGCCCUGUGAGCAUCAGAUCUGAAGUCUUCGGUCUCCGACCCCAGAUUCUUGCUUAUUUCUCUGCCUCUAGAUGCUUUGUUCCUGCCCCUCUGUCUGAUCUCACAUGCCACCUCUCCCCUGUCUCAGCUGUCUCCUUCCCAUCCUAGCUAAACUUCCCCCAGAGAAGGAAACAGCUGCCUCCUCUGCCCUCUCCAAAUCCUUGAGCCACUUUGAACUUGCUUUGCAGCCUAGGCUGGUCUGGAACUUGCAGCCUUUGAGUGCUGGGAUGGUAGGUGUGAGCCCCUGCCCAGCUCUCUCUAGGGCUUUCUCUUACUUCGCCAUGGCCACCUGACUGUCCUACUUGCUCUCCAUCCACUUCUGAGGACCUCCCACCUCCAGUCACUGUUUCCACCCCCAGCCCAGCCCUGUCCUUACUUAAUCCUGCCUCGGUCUGUCUUGCCGAUUUCACCCUCACCUUUAGCAGUGGUGGCCUUUAGGACUGAGUCUCGGUGGCUGCUCCUCCUUUCCAGGCUUUGGUUCGUGUGUGUGUGUGUGUGUGUGUGUGUGUGUGUGUGUGUGUGUGCAUGCGCGCACGCAUGCUCGCACACUUCAGGAUACUCAUGUAGUAAGGUAUCGUGGAGCAUGUGGGCACAGCUCUGUGAGCCCCUCACGCUCAGGGGGGGGCGGGCCGCGGAGACAGACCCUGUUCCACACGUGUUCUCGCUGCCUGGCAGGGGGUUGUCAGUACAGUGAGGGGUGGGGAGAUGGAAAGUGUCCACAGUCCCAGGAGCUCUGUAGCAAGUCCCUUGGGUGCCCAGCUCAGUCUGCACACCAAACUCCGUGGUGCCUCUUUAAGCUGACUUUGCUUCUGCAGCUGGCCUCGACAAAAGUCUGGUCAGCUUAAAUGUUCCUGAGGCUGCUCUGCACACAGUAGGUACUCAAGAAAGACUUUUGAGUGAGGAACAUGGUGGGUCAGGGACAGUCUGGGCUACAUACUGAGGCGCUGUCUCAAAUAACCAAACUCAAAACAAAACCUCCAAAUCCAAAAAUCUGUGCUUGAACUCUCCAUUUGUCCACUUCCUAUCCUGGAUCCGUGCUCCUAGCGAACCUCUCUAACCCGCCCUAACCUGUUUGUACUGUGUAAGUUUGUUUGUGUUUGAGACAGGGUUUCACUAUGCAGCCCUGGCUGGCCUUGAACUCGCUGUGUACACCAGACUGGCCUUGAACUCUGCCUCUGGAGUGCUGGGAUUAAAGGCACGCACCACCACUUCAAUAAACCUUUACCUAACGCUGUGAAGGUUUGUGGGAGGUUUGUUCUCUUCUGACUGGAUGUUUGAGGGUCCAUUCUUUCUAAUCAGAUGACUUCUGCUGGUGCCCAGCACAUAGUAGGCACUCAAUAAAUGAUUAUGAAAGAACUGAAUGAAUGCCUGGCAGGGUGCCCGCCACACCCUCAAUACUGAGUUACUUGAAUGUGUGAAUGAACUGGCUCUGAGGAUUUGCUGAAUGUAAACCCAGCUUGCCCCUGGCCCCGAGCCAGCCUCUUCUGAGCCCCUCCUCAGUGAGAUGCUAAUACUCAGGAGUAUUCGCUGCUGGGCCGCUGGCUUGGGACACAGCCCGAAGGCUGAGACUUAAGCAAGCAGCUGGGUGCAAUUAGAAAAUGAGAUGUCACGGAGGAAAAGGAUUAAACUUACCACUGCUUGGAAGCAUGGGCUUGGAGCUUCCUCCACACGGGGCUGCUACCCAGUGUGGCCCCUCGAAGAUCUUCACCGUGAGUGGCAGACACAGAUUCGCUCCUGGCCCAUUUGGAAAUGCCAUAGUCAGUACCGAGUCCCCUCCUGCUGCCCGGCACCCAGAAGAGGCUGCUGAGCCCCGGGCCAUGGUCCCCUCUCGCAGGACGUGGAACUUGGGAGCCACGCCUUCACUGCGGGGCCUGUGGAGAGUGGGCCGGGUCCAGGAGCCCAAGCCUGGGAUGGCUCGCCCCGCCCCAGCCAGCCCAGCCGCCCGCCCUUUCCCACACACCGGCCAGGGGAGAUUGAGAACUGAGGAGCUGAUGGACAAGUGUGGACCCCAGAAGCCACUGUGGCAACUAGAGAGCCCCCAGUAGGGCCUUGGGUACCCUCCAGAGAAGAAUCUCAGGGUCCCUUUUGGGCGUGGAAAGGACACCCUAGCUGGUGGUGAGGAAGACUCCAGCGCCCGAACUGCGGCUCGCCCGUCCCUGGCACAGUGUCGGGCCCUCAGUGUGGACUGGCCUGGCCCGAGGAGUCCGCAUAGACUCUACCUGACAGUUCAGCAGGCCCUGCAGGACAAGGGGUACGAGAGCAAGAGUCAGGGGACGAGAGAAGACAAGCUCCUGAAGAGGCAGGCGCCAGCCCCCAGGCGGGACCGGGAGGCCCCAGAAGCUGGUGGCGCCAUGAAUGUAGAAAACACAGGUGGGCGGCUCUUUGGCAUCGGGAGGUGCUCAAGCCUGUCGGGGUCACCAGGCCCAGACCCCGUGGUACAUAGGACGGUGGAGGCCAUGUCCCAGCUUCAGGAGGAGCUGGUGGUCCUUCGGGAAAGGCUGGCCCUCCACGACAGUGACCGGCAAGCCACAACUACCCAGCUGCAGAACCAGGUGGAGCAUCUAAAGGAAAAGCUCAUUAGCCAGGCCCAGGAAGUGAGCCGACUUCGAUCCGAACUGGGAGGCACGGACGCGGAGAAGCACCGUGACAGGCUGAUGGUGGAGAACGAGCAGCUGAGGCAGGAGCUGAGGCGCUGUGAGGUGGAGCUGCAGGAGCUGCGGGCACAGCCCGUGGUGCCCUGCGAGGGCUGUGAACACAGCCAGGAGAGCACCCAGCUCCGCGACAGACUGUCCCAGCUGCAGCUGGAAGUGGCCGAGAACAAAGGCAUGCUGUCGGAGCUGAACCUGGAGGUGCAGCAGAAGACCGACCGGCUGGCAGAGGUGGAGCUGCGUCUCAAGGACUGCUUGGCUGAGAAGGCGCAGGAGGAGGAGCGGCUCAGCCGGCGCCUGCGUGACAGCCACGAGACCAUCGCCAGUCUGAGGGCCCAGUCCCCGCCGGUCAAGUACGUCAUCAAGACAGUGGAGGUGGAGUCAUCCAAGACCAAGCAGGCCCUCAGCGAGUCCCAGACCCGAAACCAGCACCUGCAGGAGCAGGUGGCCAUGCAGCGGCAGGUGCUGAAGGAGAUGGAACAGCAGCUGCAGAACUCACACCAGCUGACAGUACAGCUGCGCGCUCAGAUCGCCAUGUAUGAGGCAGAGCUGGAGCGGGCACACGGGCAGAUGCUGGAGGAGAUGCAGUCCCUGGAGGAAGAUAAGAACCGGGCCAUUGAGGAGGCCUUCGCACGGGCCCAGGUGGAGAUGAAGGCAGUCCAUGAGAACCUGGCAGGUGUGAGGACUAACCUGCUAACUCUGCAGCCUGCCCUGAGGACCCUCACCAAUGACUACAAUGGGCUCAAGCGGCAGGUGCGGGGCUUCCCGCUGCUGCUGCAGGAGGCGCUCAGGAGUGUCAAAGCUGAGAUUGGCCAGGCCAUCGAGGAGGUUAAUAGCAACAACCAAGAGCUGCUGCGCAAGUACCGCCGGGAACUGCAGCUGCGCAAGAAAUGCCACAAUGAGCUGGUGCGGCUGAAGGGAAACAUCCGGGUGAUUGCGCGAGUCCGGCCAGUCACCAAGGAGGAUGGGGAGGGGCCGGAGGCAACCAACGCUGUGACCUUUGACCCGGAUGAUGACUCCAUCAUCCACCUGCUGCACAAGGGCAAGCCUGUGUCCUUCGAGCUGGACAAGGUCUUCUCCCCGUGGGCCUCACAGCAGGAUGUGUUCCAAGAGGUGCAGGCCCUCAUCACCUCCUGCAUUGAUGGCUUCAACGUCUGCAUCUUUGCUUAUGGCCAGACGGGCGCCGGCAAGACAUACACGAUGGAGGGGACUCCCGAGAAUCCAGGCAUUAAUCAGCGGGCCCUGCAGCUGCUGUUCUCUGAGGUGCAGGAGAAGGCAUCUGACUGGCAGUAUGACAUCACCGUCAGCGCGGCCGAGAUUUACAAUGAGGUCCUCAGAGACCUGCUGGGGAAAGAGCCUCAGGAGAAGCUGGAGAUCCGACUGUGCCCAGAUGGCAGUGGGCAGCUCUAUGUGCCGGGGCUGACGGAGUUCCGGGUGCAGAGUGUGGAUGACAUCAACAAGGUGUUUGAGUAUGGCUAUAACAACCGUACCACGGAGUUCACCAACCUGAACGAACACAGCUCCCGCUCACACGCUCUGCUCAUCGUCACAGUGCGUGGUGUGGACUGCAGCACAGGCCUCCGCACCACGGGGAAGCUGAACCUGGUGGACCUGGCUGGUUCGGAGCGUGUGGGCAAGUCAGGGGCUGAAGGCAACCGUCUUCGAGAGGCACAGCACAUCAACAGGUCACUGUCUGCCCUGGGGGAUGUCAUUGCUGCCCUGCGUUCCCGACAGGGCCACGUGCCCUUCCGAAACUCCAAGCUCACCUACCUGCUGCAGGACUCUCUCAGUGGUGACAGCAAGACUCUCAUGGUGGUGCAGGUGUCCCCAGUGGAGAAGAACACCAGCGAGACCCUGUACUCCCUCAAGUUCGCUGAAAGGGUUCGAUCCGUGGAGUUGGGACCUGGGUCCCGCCGCACAGAGCUGGGUUCCUGGUCAAGCCAGGAGCAUCUGGAGUGGGAGCCAGCUUGCCAGACCCCACAGCCAACAGCUCGAGCCCACUCUGCCCCUGGCUCUGGGACCAACAGCCGCCCGGGCUCCAUCCGCAGGAAGCUGCAGCCAUCGGGGAAGUUGAGGCCAGUGCCUGUGUGAGGACGUGUCAUGCUGCCAGGCCUGGAGCCCGGGCUGGCUCCUGCUGUAACACCUACCAUGAAUGCAGGAGACGGAGGCCCGUGUGGAGGCCCUCCCGCCCUGCCUAUCCUCAGAGAUGAGAAACAUGUUCAGAAGGAAGCGAGUCUCUGUGUGGCUCUAGGCACCCAGGCAUGGGCUUCUGGAAGGGCAGGGAUGGCCCUCUGCCUGGGAGGCCGAGGCCAUGGAAGUCCAUCCCUUGCAGGGGAGGGUGGCCCCUACUAGUGGGCACGGCUGAGGAACCAGCUGGGGGUUGGGGAGAGCAAGAGCAUCUCUGCUCGCCCUCCUGAGGAGGGGACCCCUCACUGGAGCGUGUACAUAAUGUUCCUAGGUGUAUAUAGGAGCCCUCACCCUGUGGGGUCUGGGCUGUAUUUAUGGCUGGCAGAGGCCAGUGGACGGGGCCGGGUCCUGCUCAUCUGCCUGACACCAGGCACUCUCCCUGCCCACUGAUUCUCAACAUGUUCCUCUCCCCGAAUCCUAUUUAAGAACUUUUGGAAGCUUAGCCAUUUUUACUUAUUAAAGUUAAUGUCUUUUUACACAA
This is a messenger RNA of Peromyscus maniculatus bairdii (prairie deer mouse), 7203 nucleotides long. Lineage: Eukaryota; Metazoa; Chordata; Mammalia; Rodentia; Cricetidae. The record is from RefSeq and is a predicted model, not a curated record.